AUGGUGCUGCUGCUGGUCAUCCUCAUCCCGGUGCUGGUGAGCUCGGCCGGCACGUCGGCGCACUACGAGAUGCUGGGCACCUGCCGCAUGGUCUGCGACCCCUACGGCGGCACCAAGGCGCCCAGCACGGCCGCCACGCCCGACCGCGGCCUCAUGCAGUCCCUGCCCACCUUCAUCCAGGGCCCCAAAGGCGAGGCCGGCAGGCCCGGGAAGGCGGGCCCGCGUGGGCCCCCCGGCGAGCCCGGGCCCCCGGGCCCCGUGGGCCCGCCGGGCGAGAAGGGCGAGCCGGGCCGCCAAGGCCUGCCGGGCCCACCCGGGGCGCCCGGCCUGAACGCGGCCGGGGCCAUCAGCGCCGCCACCUACAGCACGGUGCCCAAGAUCGCCUUCUACGCCGGCCUCAAGCGGCAGCACGAAGGCUACGAGGUGCUCAAGUUCGACGACGUGGUCACCAACCUCGGCAACCACUACGACCCCACCACGGGCAAGUUCACCUGCUCCAUCCCGGGCAUCUACUUCUUCACCUACCACGUCCUGAUGCGCGGCGGGGACGGCACCAGCAUGUGGGCUGAUCUCUGCAAAAACAACCAGGUGCGGGCCAGUGCAAUUGCCCAGGAUGCUGAUCAGAAUUACGACUAUGCCAGCAACAGUGUGGUUCUUCACUUGGAGCCAGGAGACGAAGUCUACAUCAAACUCGAUGGCGGGAAAGCCCACGGAGGAAACAACAACAAAUACAGCACGUUUUCUGGAUUUAUCAUUUACGCUGACUGACAAUGCAGGAAUUCAGCUCAUUGAUCUGAGUUUGGACGCUGGAUUCGUAUGGCUAACAUCAGUGAAUCAAGGAUCCCAGGGGAGUGCCCGUUGUGGGGCGCCUCAGUUGUGUAUAUGUGGGGAAU
This is a messenger RNA of Eptesicus fuscus (big brown bat), 893 nucleotides long. It is a transcript of the gene C1QL3, whose product is annotated as complement C1q like 3. The coding region runs from base 1 to 768 and encodes 255 amino acids. The transcript has 2 exons. NCBI's taxonomy places the organism in Eukaryota, Metazoa, Chordata, Mammalia, Chiroptera, Vespertilionidae. Gene Ontology annotation, molecular function: protein binding. The record is from RefSeq and is a predicted model, not a curated record.